This is a messenger RNA of Phalaenopsis equestris, 385 nucleotides long. RefSeq names its product subtilisin-like protease SBT4.15. Gene Ontology annotation, molecular function: serine-type endopeptidase activity. Lineage: Eukaryota; Viridiplantae; Streptophyta; Magnoliopsida; Asparagales; Orchidaceae. Gene Ontology annotation, biological process: proteolysis. The record is from RefSeq and is a predicted model, not a curated record.
AUGGAGCCGACAAUUGUGAACCGUACGAUCGUGCUGUGUAAAGUAACUGGCAACGCUGGGGGGACGGACCAGGUGGUGAAACUCGCCGGAGGAGUUGGGUUGGUGCUGCAGUUGACCAUGCCGGUGGACCAGGCCGAAACUUUCGAGAUUCCGGCGACCAUAAUAUCCAACGAGGCGGGCGCCAUCAUUAAAGAGUAUAUUGAAAGCCUUGGUCCCGAAGGGAAACCGGUGGCGAGGAUUGAGAAGUCUUAUGAUUUCACUGGCAAUGCGGUUUACGUACCCUCCUUCUCAGCCAGGGGACCGAACCCUCUUUACACAGAGAUCCUCAAGCCGGACUUGGUGGCUCCGGGCAUGAACAUCUUAGCCGCCUACCCCGACUACCUCC